CGCCCUCACUCCAGCAAGUUCCAAGAUGUCAUGAACGAAACAGCCACAAGUUUCCCAGGACCGGGAGAAGAGAGAACAGAGCGAGAGACGCUGCUAGACAGAUUGCAAGGUAAUGAGCCUUUCGACCAAGACACGCUGGAUGCUGUCUGGGCGUACCAUCAGCGCCACUCGUCCAAGUGGGGUACUGUCCUCGACUUGGGGUGCGGCUUCGGCCCACUUCUGCCCCAGCUGAGCCAGCGCUUUAAGCGCGUUGUGGCGAGAGACCCAGACGCCGAAUCAAUACAGCUUGCGAAAGCUCUCUUAUGGCUCGGUGACGAGGCGCUCGCAGCACAUGGUCUGCCUGCCAUCCAUCGCGGCACUCACUUCGAUAUCGCCGUGGGCUCAGACUCGGGCCUCGACGUGGCCCCGUCAUCUGUCGACUGCAUCAUUGCGGCUUCCUCAGCCCAUCUCUGGGACUGGUACGAUCCAGCGGGCCUGUACUCGCGACUGGCAAACAUCCUACGGCCGGGAGGCACCCUCAUCAUCCUUGGCACCAAACCGAUUGCCCUCCCACCGACUGCACGCUCUGGCAGGCCGAGCUGCUUGACAACAUUGACCGCUCAUCCUGUCAAACACGUCGGAGCUGAAGCUGAGCAGAGCCCGAGCAGCAUGCUAGGGUCAGAGUCCCUAUACUCGACGCUUCUCAUGCCCGCGGACAACAGCCAGUGGGAUGUGGCCAGCCACAGCUACUGGAUCUUUGGACCGUACCGCGCUGCAGGCUUCGUCGAUGUCGAGAGCCAGGAUCCGCCAGACUGGCUAGCAAAGCAUAUUGCUGAGUGUCUGCGGGCCUCGAAGGAAGGGCAGGUGGAUUCGAGUGACAAGACAUGGACGCCUAGAGGGAUCGCGGCCUGGCUACGUCAAACGCCUCUUUUCGCCAGUCUGCGUGAAGCUGAUCCUCGUGAGCGCAUGCUCGCCUCUCUCGACCAAGACAGAGCGGCCCAGCUGGUGCGCGGCGCCUGCGAGGAGGACGGGGGAGUCGGGUGGGACGACAAGGUGGGCAGAAGCAGCAUCGAAGUCAUUUGGGCGCUGAGCAGGCGAGCCAGAUAACGAGGCCGAAAUGAGUGGGUCCUGUCAUUUGCCAAACAGGCUUUGCAGCAUAAAUGAUACCAUUGUCUCGGAG
Jaminaea rosea is the source of this 1159-nucleotide messenger RNA. Its product is annotated as S-adenosyl-L-methionine-dependent methyltransferase. The transcript is spliced from 2 exons. Gene Ontology annotation, molecular function: S-adenosylmethionine-dependent methyltransferase activity. The coding region runs from base 31 to 1086 and encodes 351 amino acids. The record is from RefSeq and is a predicted model, not a curated record. Lineage: Eukaryota; Fungi; Basidiomycota; Exobasidiomycetes; Microstromatales.